AUGUUGGGAGGUAUUUCAAUGUAUGAGAGCCUCACCAGCCUUGUCCAGGAGGAAUCGAUCACUGUUACAGCUCAAGACAUCGACCGAUUAGGCCUGUCUGCUCCACAGGGAUUUGAAACCCCAAACAUUCAAGUCACGGAUGCCGAUAUCGAGAGGCUCGGAUUGAAAGCACCGGCAGGGUUCAAUGUCCCCGCCAUCAAUGUCACCAAGGAUGAUAUUGAGAGACUCGGGUUGAGUGUACCCACAGCUGCAGCAGGCGGGUACGGUGGAAACAUCCAGGUCACUCCCGAGGACGUAGAACGAUACGGGCUGGUUGCGCCGAGCGGGUUCGAAGACGUUCAUGAACCUGUGACGGCGGAAGAUGUUGAUCGCUAUGGGUUGCUUGCGCCGUCUGGUUCGCGCCAACGUGACGCUAUCGAUGUCACCGACGAUGAUGUGAACAAAUACGGCUUGAAGUUGGAUCCUGUAACAGACGACGACAUCAAGUCAAUGGGCGUUGCACCUAUAGCCGUCACUGACGAUGAUAUUGAUCAUUUGGGGUUGAAUUUGUCGAAAGUCACGAACCAGGACAAAUCAGACUUGGGCUUGCUUGGAACCACGUACAGGCUGACAGCCGAUGAAGCUGCAGCUCUGGGGCUCAGUGGACCAAUCACCCUCACGGCAGAAGAGGCGGUGAAGUUAGGACUCAAUGUGCCUUCGGUGACUGAAGGAGACUUGGACAAGUACGGGUUGAGAGAUCCUAAGGGGUGGAACGCAACGGAGCAUGCGGAAUGA
This is a messenger RNA of Guillardia theta CCMP2712, 774 nucleotides long. RefSeq lists its product as hypothetical. Lineage: Eukaryota; Cryptophyceae; Pyrenomonadales; Geminigeraceae. The record is from RefSeq and is a predicted model, not a curated record. The transcript is spliced from 10 exons. The coding region runs from base 1 to 774 and encodes 257 amino acids.